AAUUUCAACCCUAAACGUUUGAAAACCUUCUCCAUAAAUCCACCAAACCCCAGGCAUGUCCAGUUCAGGUCCAGUUCCCGAAAGUGUAUGUCGAACAUGCAGCUACAAAUUCCAGGACAGAUCAGAUCAAGUACUACACUACAAACUAGACUGGCAUCUCUACAACGUAAAACAGAAGCUCCGCAACAUGUCUGCUAUAGCAGAGGAGGAGUUUGACACGCGGUGCGAGGGGGACCUCUCCAGUUUAUCUGGCAGUGACUCUGAGGAUGAUACUGAUAGUGGGGUUGAAGACAUGGUGACUAGUCAGCUUUUAGAAGAUUCUUCUGAGUUGGCUGAUGCUGUUGUUUGUAGCCCUCAUGUUAUCUUCAAGUUUCAGGGCUCUUUCUUUAAGUGCUUGUCCAGCUUACUUUUCAGCAAUAAAUCUGAAAUAACUGAUCAGAUCCUAUCUGAAACAGUGAGUAAAACCACAGCUGAUAAUCCUAAAAGCGGGUUGGAGUAUAAGGGCCGGAUUGCUGUGUUCCUUUACAGCGCGCAACACUUCGCAGGUGCAGUUUACGAGAACGAAAAGCUGCUCCUUCAUAAAACUUACCACAGGUACACUGUGCGAGCAAAACAAGGAACAGUUCAAGGGAUAAGAGACGGGAAAGGGAAUGCUCCUAAAUCAUACGGUGCGUCACUAAGAAGGUACAAUCAGAUAGCCUUAUUUAAUGAUAUCGAAAAGCUUAUGCUUGAAUGGUCCGAGACGUUGAAUGGGUGCAAUGUUAUUUUUCACCGGACUGCUGUUUAUAAUAGGCACGUGUUUGAGAAGGUAAAAGAAAAGAUUGACAACAAGAAAGAUAAAAUCAGGACGAUACCAUUUACAACUUAUAGACCUACUUUGAAAGAAACAGAGCGGGUUUAUAAGCUUUUAACAAAAAUAAACAAAGUGUUUGAAAAAGAGUUUAAUGAUGUUGUAGAAUCAAAGAAGGAAUCCUCAGAACUUGAUUCAAAUUCCAAAAUUCCUGAAUCUCAUCAAACUAAACCAGUAAAUCCCAAAUCAAUACCAAAUUCCCAUCUCAAACAGAGACCAGAGAAGUUAAAACCAGUUGAAACUCCAGUGGAACUGUGUGAAAUUGAGCCUGACUUUUACGAAGAUCCUGACAACCUUUACUUCAAAAUUUUAGCAGCAGUAAAAUCCCAAAAUCAGGAGCUGUUUACCUCCUUGUUAGUCUCAGAAGUUAACGUAGACAAACCUCUAGACAGCAGCAACAGCUUACUACACAAGUGUGCAAGUGUAAACGACCCUAACUUUGUAAAACAGCUGUUACACCGAGGAGCUAACCCAGAGCUUAAGAAUGACAGUAGGAAAACACCGUUCCAAGUUGCUGGAGAUAAGGAAGUAAGGGAUGAGUUUAGGAGGUUCAUGGCUCUUUUCCCUGACAAAUGGGACUACAAAUCUGCCAAAAUACCGUCCCCUCUAACUUCCGAACUGGAGGAGGAACAAGCAAGAAAGAAGGCAGAGAAAAAGAAAGCUCAACGAGCAGCCAAGAAUCAACGUGACAAAGAAAAGAAAGCUGCCAAGAAAGAAGCUGCUAAAAAAGAGGAAGAUAAGCUGAUAGCAGAGGCCCAGAGGUUGAGAUUGCGCCAGUUGACGCCUCGUGAGCGCUGUUUAUUGGCGGCAGAAGCGCGCUUAGCAUCAGAAGGGGGACGGGGUUGUGUUUCAGGAAAAUGUGAUAAUUGUGAGACAGGAUUAGACGGCUUGGUUCCGUUUGAGAGAUUGAAAUAUAAGUAUUGUAGUGUUACUUGUGUUCGAGAACACAAGGACAAGUUAUAG
Molecule: messenger RNA, 1813 nt
Organism: Bolinopsis microptera
Lineage: Eukaryota; Metazoa; Ctenophora; Tentaculata; Lobata; Bolinopsidae
Product: tRNA endonuclease ANKZF1-like
Exons: 1
Coding region: 56-1813 (585 amino acids)
Molecular function (GO): protein binding
Source: RefSeq, a predicted model, not a curated record